AUGCCGCACGUCCUCACUCCCGUUCUUCUUUCCCCACUCCGCCUCACCUUCUUCCCCACCUACCCGCACACCACACACAAUAUGGCCCGGGCGGCGGCGGACGGCAUGCCCGAGCGAAGGCGGGCGGAGGCCCCUGGCGGUGGCGGGCGCAUGCCCCGAGCGGAGGCGGGUGGAGGCCCCUGGCGGUGGCAGGCAUGGGCCCCGAGCAGAGGCGGACGGACGCCUCGGGCGACGGCGAGCGGAGGUCCCGAGUGGUGGCGGGCGGAGGCCCUAAGCGGUGGCGAAUAGGAGGUGGAUCCAGCCGACGGCGAUGGAAGGCGCAGCGGAGGAGGAAGGGCGCGCUCGCUGCGCGACGGAGGAGCCGCGGCGGGAUUGGGCUGCGGCUGGGAGGAGCCACGAUGGAGGAGCCGUGGCGGGGAGGAACCGCUGCAGGGAGAGGAAUGGCAGCGGCGGCGACGGUGAAGAGGAGCUGCCGCAGGGGAGUGCCCGUGCGCAGCGGGGGAGGAGCUGCCGCAGGGGAGUGCCUGUGCGCAGCGGGGGAGGAGCUGCAGGGAGAGGAAUGGCGGCGGCGGCGACGGUGAAGAGGAGCUGCCGCGGGAUCCACGCUGGAGGAGCCUCGCCUCCGUCGAUUCCCUUCCUCCGCGUCCAUUCUACGGCGACGUUCGUCCUCACCUUGGAUCCCGUCACCGGCGUCACGUCUGGCCACCCCAUGGAGGAGGUCGUGGCCAUGCCCGUUCUUGCCGGACCAUGGCAAACUUAGUGUGUGUAUCAUGGCAAAUGCAAUUUUCGGAGCAUGGCAAUUUCCAAUUUUAAGGACCAUGGUAAAUUUUCUUUCCUUUUUUUGCAACAUGGCAAAUUUUCUUCUUUGAAGGGACCAUGGCAAAUUUAACGGGACCAUGGCAACAUUAGAUUU
This is a messenger RNA of Aegilops tauschii subsp. strangulata, 913 nucleotides long. RefSeq lists its product as uncharacterized. Lineage: Eukaryota; Viridiplantae; Streptophyta; Magnoliopsida; Poales; Poaceae. The record is from RefSeq and is a predicted model, not a curated record.